Messenger RNA from Funneliformis geosporum, 428 nucleotides. The record is from the annotation of a GenBank genome assembly. NCBI's taxonomy places the organism in Eukaryota, Fungi, Glomeromycota, Glomeromycetes, Glomerales, Glomeraceae.
AAGAAUUUGGAAGAUUUUGGUAUUUCUGGCCAACUUAUUUAUUAGAAGGAAAUUCAUAUAUAAGAAUUACUGAAAAGGCUUUCGAAAAGGCUAGAGAAAACAAACAUAAUUUUGUAGACGAGUGGACAUUAAAGAAAAGUUCAAGAAGAAGUUCAAAAGCAUCAAAAAUACCUAAAAGUAAUAUAUUGGUCGAUACAUUCUCUCAUGAUCAGAAUUUACCACCAAAGAAUAACAAUAAUGAUCCUUUUCAGAGUCUCUCAGAAAAUGAAUUGAAAUGGGCUGAAUUUGUAUAUAAAAUUGAUGAUGACACAGAAUUCAUAAAUAAUUAUGAAGAUGGAAUAAGUUCAGGGGAAAAAACAAAAAUAUUAGCACAUCUUAUAGGUAAUAGUAGAUACUUUGAAAUUGAUUAUAAACCUACUAUAAUCGAA